AUGGAGGACCGACCGCCCAUUAUAACCGUGAAAGACUCCCCGUCCCCUUCUACUGGAGAAGUUACACCACAGCUUGAGUCGACAAAACCCCAAAUGUUCCGUUUCUUGUCCAAUAUCUUCGAGGUUAUCGUGCCUCGAGACCACACCGGCUCGGGCUUCGAUGAAUGGCCUGCACUUCUCGAGCGUGCAGAUGGAGGUCUUGAAAUUGGCAAAGCUUUGCGAACUGUGGUCUCUAUCCUUCAAUACCUGCGAGAGAAAUCUCCUGCGAUCAUUGCACCUGCGACAAAGGUCCUAGCUGACGGUAGUCGGUAUGAGCCGUGGCGAUUACCUUUCGGAGAUGAGAAGAUGUUGGACUUCUACCUUGAUCUUCUUGCCGCAGAUGAAAUCGAGCAUGAUUGGACUCCGGAUGCUCUGCGUUUAGUUGGCAAUACUUGUGCCGAUCUGGACAUCAACCGAGAGCGUGCACUUGCCAAGCUGAAGCUGCCAGCCUUGCUCGAUCGCUUGCAAGAAGAGGGGAAAGCAAGCAUUGCCAUCGGUGUGCUAUGUAACCUUUGUCUCGACUAUGAACUGGCGCAGGUAGCUUUGAGGGCUAACCGGCUAUUUCCUAGCCUUAUUACACUGCUCGAGCGCCGGUGUUACAAACAAGAUUAUCUCCCUCAAAUUGCUCUCCUCUUAGACGUCGCCAUUGAGGAUUUCAAUCCGGAGCUGUAUUCCGAUACUCAAGCGGUUACUAUCAUCCAUCAAGCCCUCACAAUACCGGGUGUAGACAUUGAAACCCAAGUUUCCUUAGCAAAUGCAAUUGUUGCUCUUUUAAAGCACGAGCAAAUCCAGAAGGCUUUGCUAGAAGAUUACAAGUUGUCAAUUAUCCUUGAUUUGUUUGUGUUCUCUUACACUCAAGAUGCUGCAAGUACGAAUUAUUUUUCCACGUCGGAGUCCGAACCUCCAUUGCACCACCCGGUGCAGGAUCCGGAGGAUGAAGCUCAACUUACGGCUUUGCGCUCCGCCUUGUCCGCGAAGUUGUGGGACAUGACUGCGCUGACUGAAUUUACUAUCAAGUACCUGCCUGCAUCGAAACUUGUUCAAAGACUCAUCUCGUGGCUGUCGAUAGAUGAACCGCAGAUGCAAGUCUGUGCUUGCAGUAUACUUCGCAAUGUGGCGAGCUCUGACCAAAAUGCUACCGACAUGGUCAAGAAUUUCAAGGUUCACUGGUUGCUCAGAUCCCUCCUGGAGGACGUUAGCAAUCUCCAAGUACUGGAAGAAUCAAUUCGACUCAUGAAGAAUCUAGCAGUACCUGCAGCAAACAAAAAAGAACUCGAAAGUUUUGAAAGCGUUACAUUAGUUUGGUCCAACUUCGAAAGUCCGACCUUACACUACGCAGCUGCCAGCCUCGUGAGACAGUUGGUUAGGGGAUGCUUUGAUAACGUUUAUCGGUUUUUGAGACCGAACACCUCAGCUAAGGAUGAUAGCUACGCUUCCCGUCUUCUUCACCUCUAUAGCAACACUAACGAUCCAGCUAUCAAGAUCGAGGUUGCACGUACCAUUGUAGAGGUAUGGCGUACAGCCAACAGUGGUAACAGCGAGGAAGUCCGCUCUAGAGUAUUUCGCGUGGAGAAAGCAGUGCGCGAGCUGAAUUUGCGUCCUGACGAAAUUGUCAAGCCCGUGGUAGCGAUGAUCGCAGAGUCUGGGAACCAGUCACUUGUAACAGAAGGAUGGUUCGGCUUGGCUUUAAUGACCAGCUCGGAGGAAUGGGGUGAAGCCGUCUACAACGCAUUGUGUGGAGAUGCAACCAAGGGAGUCUUCAAAGCAGCGGUCUCCAGUGAAGACGCGCAUUCGAAGGACCGGGACAAUGCCCGGAUCCUCGUUGACAGGCUAUUGAAGUAUAGUGUGGGUCUUCUUCCCCGCCAUAAACGGUCACCCGACGACGCUCGCUGA
This is a messenger RNA of Letharia columbiana, 1932 nucleotides long. RefSeq lists its product as uncharacterized. The transcript is spliced from 5 exons. Gene Ontology annotation, cellular component: cytosol. Gene Ontology annotation, biological process: positive regulation of GTPase activity. Lineage: Eukaryota; Fungi; Ascomycota; Lecanoromycetes; Lecanorales; Parmeliaceae. Gene Ontology annotation, molecular function: guanyl-nucleotide exchange factor activity. Bases 1 to 1932 code for a protein of 643 amino acids. The record is from RefSeq and is a predicted model, not a curated record.